Messenger RNA from Pyrgilauda ruficollis (rufous-necked snowfinch), 1070 nucleotides. Its product is annotated as protein C19orf12 homolog. The record is from RefSeq and is a predicted model, not a curated record. Lineage: Eukaryota; Metazoa; Chordata; Aves; Passeriformes; Passeridae. The annotation marks the transcript as partial. The transcript is spliced from 2 exons.
GAUUGGGAGAGGCAGAGGACACAGCCCGUGCUGAUGAUGUGAUGACGAUGCUCACCCACAUUGCCACGGUGACGGGCAUGAAAGCUGCUGUCACCCAUUCUUGCCGGGGAGCAGCUGUGGCAAGUCCAUUCAUCAUUGUUUGCGGGAUGCUCUUUGGCCCUGUUGGAAUUUUUAUAGGAGGAGCACUGGGUGGAUUGAUUGCCUGGAUGACUUCUGAAGAUUUCAAGUCAGUCCCUCAGGUUUUAAUGGAAUUGUCUCCUGCUGAGCGGCAGAAACUCUGUGCUGAAGCCAUGGCUGUUGUCCAGAACUUUGACUGGAAGGAUGCUGCUGAGCUGAUUAAAUUUGUAAUGUCAAAUUCUUUUAUCAGAGACAAGGUAUUAGGAGUGCUGAAUACUUAUGUUACAAAUAAGCUAAAGGCUAAGCCAAAGUAUACAAAAUAAUUCUCUCCAGAGUAGGGUUUUUAUGCUGAAUUGCCUUCUCCUCCCAUGUUUGUGAAUCUUCAAUGCAACAAUUUCUUGUUAUCAGUACUUAUUACAAAUAUAUGCUGAUCGAAGUAAUUCUGGGGUUUUUGGUUUAUGUGUUUGGGGGUUUUUAAGUUUUUAUCAUUAUUGUUAAAAUAACAAUAAACUUAUAAAUUGAUUCAUGUGGAUUUGUAAUCAUGGUAUUAGAUUACUGCAUUAUCCUGACACUGACUUGCUAUGAAAUUUUGGAUUGCUCUGCACUAGGACCAGUUCAAAUCACUGAAGGGAAUCAUGCUGCCCUUAGGCUACUGUGUCACUUGUGAAAAUUUUCAGUCCUUAUUUUUAUUUCGGAGACUUGAUUCUGUUUGUUUAAGUGCUUUAAUUUUUUUCCCUGUGUAUGACAUGUAAGGUGCCAGAGCAGCUGGGGCACUUUGAAGAAUUUUACCUGUUGUUUGUUUCAGCCCUGCAAAGGAAAGUUUUAUGAGGAAGUACAUUACUGUGAACUCAAAGGACUCAAUCCGUACUUUGUUUCUCUCUUUUAUUGUAAUUCUUGAGUUAUCUUUUUAUGUAAGAAGGAAAGCAAAUACUUAAACAAGAUUUCAAGUAACA